AAACCCCCGUCGAAUCACAUCUCUGCAAUCCGAUCCCGACGUUGAAAUUCUCCAAGAAAAACCUCUCGACAAAUCGACCCAGGAAGAUGCCCGCGAGAUGAUCCACCCCAGAUCGCUCCUCGAGCUCUUCGCCGCCUCCCGGAGCCCCGCCCACCGCCGCUCCUUCUGCAACCCGACGGCCGCCGCCGCCGCCGCCGCAGCCGAGCCCCGGACCCAGAAGCUCGAGCGCAUCGCCGACGAGCUCCUCAGCCUCAACAAGCUCGAGAGAUACGACUACUCCAUCCUCUUCCGCCUCAAGAUGGGCCUCCACCGGUACGGCCCCGCGAUCACCGGAGUCGGGUCGGCGGGGGCCGGGGCGGACGCGAAGGGGGCGGGCGCGGGCGCCGCGGCGGCGGCGGCGGCGGAGAAGACGGUGUUCGACAUCAAGUUGGAGAAGUUCGAGGCGGCGGCGAAGAUAAAGAUCAUCAAGGAGGUGAGGGGGUUCACGGAUUUGGGGCUGAAGGAGGCCAAGGACUUGGUGGAGAAGGCGCCGGCGGUUUUGAAGAAGGUUACGAAGGAGGAGGCGGCGCCGAUCGUGGAGAAGCUCAAGGAAUUGGGCGCUACCGUGGUGUUGGAAUGAAAUUAGGUCCCCCUUUUUCACAUUUCACCUUUUAUUCUUUCCGGUCGAGGUGAUGUUGUAAUUUGGAAUGACAUUUUAGUUGAGCAGUGGCAAAUGAAUCGAAUUUUUGAUGAUAUGCACGAAUUUUGUUACUGUGAA
Eucalyptus grandis is the source of this 757-nucleotide messenger RNA. RefSeq names its product 50S ribosomal protein L7/L12. Lineage: Eukaryota; Viridiplantae; Streptophyta; Magnoliopsida; Myrtales; Myrtaceae. The record is from RefSeq and is a predicted model, not a curated record. Gene Ontology annotation, molecular function: structural constituent of ribosome. Gene Ontology annotation, cellular component: ribosome. Gene Ontology annotation, biological process: translation.